AUGGAGAUGAGGAUGAAGAUGAAGAACAUGGAGACAAAGAUGGAGAAGAUGGAAAUGACGAGCAAGAGAAAGAUGAAGACGAAGAUGGAGCUGAAGAUGAGGAUGAAGAUGAUGAAGAAGAUCAAGAUAAUGAAGAGGAUUAGGAUGAUGAAGAUAAAGAUGAAGAUGAAGGAAGAUGAGAAUGAAGACAAAGAUGGGGAAAAUGAAGAAGAUGAAAACGAAGACCAAGACAAAGAUGAAACUGAAGAUGAAAAUGGAGCUGAAAAUAAAGAUGGAGGUGAUGAAGAUGAAGAUGAUGAGGAUGAUGAAGAUGAUGAAGAUGAAGAACCUGAGGAACAUCAACAUAAAGUCGAAGACAAAGAUGGAGAACAUGGAAAUGAAGACCAAGACAGAGACGAAACUGAAAAUAAAGAUGAAGAUGAAGAUGAAGAUGAAGAUGAAGAUGAAGAUGAAGAUGAAGACGAAGAUGAAGAUGAUGAAGACAAUGAAGAUGAGGAUGAUGAAGAUGAAGAACCUGAGGAACAUGAACAUGAAGUCGAAGACAAAGAUGGAAACGAAGACCAAGACAGAGACGGAACUGAAAAUAAAGAUGAAGAUGAAGAUGAAGAUGAAGAUGAAGAUGAAGAUAUGAAGAUGAAGAUGAAGAUGAACAUGGAGAUGGAGAAAAAGAUGGAGAACAUGGAAAUGAAGACCAAGACAGAGACGAAACUGAAAAUAAAGAUGAAGAUGAAGAUGAAGAUGAAGAUGAAAUCAAGAUCAGGAUAA
Messenger RNA from Passer domesticus (house sparrow), 765 nucleotides. Its product is annotated as DNA ligase 1-like. The coding region runs from base 1 to 765 and encodes 254 amino acids. Lineage: Eukaryota; Metazoa; Chordata; Aves; Passeriformes; Passeridae. The record is from RefSeq and is a predicted model, not a curated record. The transcript is spliced from 2 exons.